CCCUCGGUCUGGCCGAUUUUCCCACAGCGUCUGCCUCUGCAAGUACCCUUCUCCCCCCCCUGCUCCCUUUGCAGCACCUUCUCGCCUCUGCCGCUCUAUCAGCCUAGCUGCACCCCUCGUUCUCCAAAAUGUGCAACCCACGAAUGUCCACCGGGCCCGCUCAGGUCGCAGCGAGCGAGCAUGGCCGGGUUCCUUGCUCGGCAUACACUGAGACUUCGCCGUGCUCAGUUUCGUCGACUGGGAGCGACCAAACCCUGCGCUCGUCCUGUGGCGAGGAUCCAAAGAAGCAGCUUGCCGACAAUUUGAUAGAUACUGUCGUCCUGCUUAUCGAGCGGAUGUGGCCUCCCAGCCCGACCCCGGCCCCAUCCGGCAUCCCUCCCAAAGUCGUCCCCCUCCGUGUCUUUGUCUAUGAGCUCCUUCGCCAGUCGCACACAUCCUUCUCGACACUGCAUCUGGCCCUCCUUUAUCUCGUUCGUCUCCACACCAACAUGCCCAAGGAUACCAGCGACCGCCACCCGUCGCUCAACUGCGGCCGCCGCAUGCUGCUGGUAGCCCUCUGUCUGGCCACCAAGUUUCUGCUGGACUCGUGCCCAAACAACCGGGCUUGGGCCUCGGUCGCAAAACUGCCCAUCGACGACAUCAACGCCGCCGAACGCGCCUUCCUCGAGGCCAUCCACUGGAAGCUCGAUGUCAGCUUCGAGGACUAUUCCAAGUGGUCCAGCAUGGUCUUCAACUUUGCCAGCCAGAGCAAAGAGUUGAUCCACCAAAAGAGCCAGCUCCAACCCCGAGCCAGUGUCAGCCCGCUGCCCAUUGCCCGCUCUGCUUCACUGAACUAGAGCCCCUCGCCUCCCACGUCUCCAGCCAAAGGACACGAAGAGGAUUUCCUUCUGCCGCAAUAUGCAACUGCUCUCCAUAGACGCCGUCUUGGUUAUACCAUCUGCCUACCUGUCCACCAGCUUAUGCUUCUCGGUCAGCCUCGCCGCUCCAUCCAUCCAUCCACCAUCCACCAUCACCUGCCCUUCAUUCCUGCCCCUCCUGCCUUUCUCCCGCCUGCUCCCCUGCCCGGCCGCCACUCCAGUCUCCACAAUUGCUUGUUCCUCCGCUUGCACGUUUGUUUUGAAUGGAUACUACUUCCUCCGUGUCGGCUGGCGGCCACGAUCUUGGUCAGGAUUGUGAUCACGAUCGUGGUCUUGGACGGCAAAUGGGUGAAUGCACUGCCUUUAUUAUGUAUCUAUUUUAUCAAGUUUUGCACCGGAUACCGACGUCCGUAAUCCGUUUCUGCUGCCAUCCUGGUGUUGAAUACAGCCCUUCCAAAAAU
Molecule: messenger RNA, 1318 nt
Organism: Polychytrium aggregatum
Lineage: Eukaryota; Fungi; Chytridiomycota; Chytridiomycetes; Polychytriales
Exons: 2
Coding region: 129-836 (235 amino acids)
Biological process (GO): regulation of cyclin-dependent protein serine/threonine kinase activity
Cellular component (GO): cyclin-dependent protein kinase holoenzyme complex; nucleus
Molecular function (GO): cyclin-dependent protein serine/threonine kinase regulator activity; protein kinase binding
Source: RefSeq, a predicted model, not a curated record